[Candida] anglica is the source of this 1137-nucleotide messenger RNA. NCBI's taxonomy places the organism in Eukaryota, Fungi, Ascomycota, Pichiomycetes, Serinales, Debaryomycetaceae. The record is from the annotation of a GenBank genome assembly.
CUACGUUCUAAAUUCAACCAAUACUUACAUCACAUAUCUAACAUGGGUAAGGGAGCACUCAAAUUUGGAGGAAAGUCCGGGAUCUUGCCAACACCACGUCCCAUUUUCAGACGGAACCCGAUCCGUGCACCAACUGCCGAGGAACGUGAGCAUGCACAACUGUUGGAACAAGGGUAUGCUGAAGGGGUACCUGAACCUCAACGUGCUGGGAUGAAGUUCCCUCGUGCUCCAUUAAUCAAGCCGGUUGUCACUGUGAGCGAGCGUAUUGCCGCCACCAUCGACCGUAGAGCACAGGUGGAUGCCCAUAAGGCCUCUCAAGUGAAGCCAGAAGUACGUCAAUCUAGCGAUUUCGAAUGGGAAUUAAAGAAGAAUGAAAUCCGUCGUGAACAUUUACGUGCCGCCUAUUUGGCUGAAGAGAAAAGAUUGGUCAAGCUUGACGAAUUAAAGCAAAAGCAGGCCAAGAGAGCACAAGAGGAAAAGGCCAGAGAAAGAGUUUAUGAGGAAUCUGAUGCCACAAAGCUCACUCUCCCCACAGUGGACUCUUACUUGCAAGGUAGUUUGAUGAGACAAAGAACUCCGGAAGAACGUGCCAUCAUGGAAGAACAACGUACCAUCAACCGUAAGAGACAAGACUUGGCCGUGCAAGAACAACGGGCGCUGGAUGUGUUGGAUCUUUACCAUGCUGCUUCUGAAUUCAUCACCACUGAAGCCGAAUUGGACCAAGCCAUCAAGGAUGCCUUUGAGGUCAAUGUGGGCAAGUUUGAAUCCAAGCAAAUGGCCAUCGAGAACAAGUUGGCAGGACACGCGUACGCCGUGACCCAUCAAACCACCAACGAAGGGUUGGUCAUGGACCAUGCCUUGGGUGAGAUCAACGGUCAACCAGGCUUGGACUCCAUUGAAAGCACCUUGGACGGGGAAAUCGAACGUUUGAGAUUGGAAGCCCAAUACAUGGCCAGUCAACAAAACCAAUAGGUUUGGUGAAUGGAGAGCAGUGAAGGGGGGCUACUACCUUGGAGUAGAAGAAGGGCGGCGUCGAGAGACGCACUAAGCCAACACAGGAUUGGUUUUUGUAAGUUACACACUUGUAUAUAUAUAUAGCAUAGUUAUUCGAUGAUAACUCGGACAGACAUCAUUGUA